CGAAAACAACACAGCUGAACGGACGCGUGCUUCUGGUAAACAACAAACGACAACGAACACGUUUUUUACGACAACUUGAUAAAAAACGUUUUAAUCUUCUCUUCGGUGCUCUAAUAGCCAGCCUCACACCCACUGUUUUAAAAAUAUCACGUCAGAAGUAAUCUCCUGGUAAUAAGCCACCAGAAAGACGCAGGCUACCGAACCCAAAAGGAGACAUGAAUUUAAAUGACUUUGUGGUGCUUCCCAAAGCAAAAUCUUUACAGUUCAGUGCCAGGAACCCACAAGGCCAGCAGCUGGAGACGGUGACUCUGGCCCAGCAGGGCAAUGAGCUGGAAGAGAAACUGCAAAAGCUGAAAGAGAGUAUGAGAAGAGAGAAAGGCGAGAGAGGGCAAUCAGGAAUUUUUCAUUGGAAAUCAGAACAAUUAGCAUCAAUAAACAGCAGCAGUAUGACGCAAGUCACCAAGAAAACCCAAAAGCAAUUGUCUGCAGGCAGGGUGAAGAUCCGAGUGCUGAAGGAUGAACCUGUAACAGCUCCACCUCAUCUCCCUCUGUGCGAAACAUGUUGCUGUCCCCAGACGACAACCAGACAAAGCAAAAUGAAGGGAUCAUUCUGUGGACAGGGAGACAACAGGACUGAUCAGCAGAUGUUUAUUAGGAAUUAUGAUGAAAAGACAAGAGCGGAACUAACUAAAAAGGAACCAAAGGAUGCUAAAAAGGAUUUUGCCAAAUCUCUACUCGGUGGAGAGUAUGAUGAGGAGGAGUCAGCUAGAUCUUUCCAGGAGGCUCUCAAGGAGUGGAGAAACCAAAGGUGUGAUAAUGCCAUCGAACCAGUAACAAUCUGGACUCAAACAGUAUCAAUGUCAGGUAAAGCAGCCCAAACUGACUUCCCUCCAGAGAGAGGCCAUGAAGGAGAAGGCAGCAGCAUACCCGUCCAGGUGCAGUUCCCUGAAAGAAGUCUUUCCUAUAUGGACAGGUUGCUUCUCAAGAGGUACCGCAGGUAAACUGCACGAACAGUGAAGGCGGCCAAACACUAUGUCGAAUGUCAGAAUUCAAAGAUCCAUCAAGUGGACCAACAUCAGUCAAUGUGCAAGAACAUAUGACAAAUGAACGUGAUUAAUGUUGUGUAACAAAAAUAUGUCUGAGUGUUAGAUUCAACACGUGAUUGAAAAUAAAUCUUACAACAAUUUAAUUCU
Messenger RNA from Hippocampus comes (tiger tail seahorse), 1193 nucleotides. It is a transcript of the gene zbbx, whose product is annotated as zinc finger, B-box domain containing. The transcript is spliced from 9 exons. NCBI's taxonomy places the organism in Eukaryota, Metazoa, Chordata, Actinopteri, Syngnathiformes, Syngnathidae. Bases 216 to 1001 code for a protein of 261 amino acids. The record is from RefSeq and is a predicted model, not a curated record.